GUGGCGGCGACGCACGCAUGCUUGCGAAAGGGAUGUGAGGAUUCCCGGCAGAGGCUUGCUGCGGCACUUGUGCUGGUCCCUGCCGGAUGGAUUGGCCUGCUGUGGUGUUUCCUGUUGCCACCCCCUUUUUCAGUCAAGAUUGACGGUCCUCCCAGUUCUCUUCGAAACGACCCAGCGGGGUCGAUCUAUUUCGGAAAUGGGUGCUUUUGGCACACGCAGUACGAUUUCGUGGUGGUGGAACAAGAUCCGGAUGGUCCCUUUCGGAGGAAUGACUCGGCAGUCACUAGCCUGAUUGGCUAUGCUGGCGGACGUUAUGAAAGCCCCAGUGGAGCUGUGUGCUACCACGGGCUGCCCCACACUGACUACUCUCGCCUAGGCCAUGCUGAAGCCUGUUCCAUCCAGUUGGAUGAUGUUCGUGGGGGGCGUGCUCAAUCGCAGGUAGCUGCCUUGGCGCAGACGUACUUCGAGCAUGGCUUCCAAACUCUUUCCGAUGGUCGCAGGCAGCGGCUUGAUCCCCAGGACAGGGGAGCCGAAUAUCGGAAUGUCAUUGGACUUCCUGGGGGUAUGGACAAUCAGGAGCUGUGGCCCAUUAUUGAGGCUGCAAAUACCCACGGCAUGCGGCUGCAACGUGGAGCGAUCGGUGAUUCUGAAGGCGAAUUUGUGGUCUACGUCUAUGAUUCCGUGGAAUACCCGUUUUUCCGUGGUGAAGAGUAUCACCAGUUCCAUCCCAACAAUGUGAUCCAACGUGACCUCCCCGCCUCCUAUCUGGUGACGAAGAAAGUACAGGAGGACCUCGGCCGCAUCGAUGAAAGUGAUAGGGGCUGCUUCGCCCUGGAGUUCGGCGGGCUGGUGGCUGUGCUUGCGUUCGUGUGCGCUGCAAUAUUCUCCUGCGGAUCCAUGUUCCUGUACAGCGUUUUGGCACCGCAUACGAAAGCCGCCCGCUGCUGUGCGCGGCGCGGUUCGCAUGCGGACGUUCCGUCCUCGAUGGAGUCGAAGCUUGGAACGCGCGGAGGUUUUUUGGAGUCGCACAUUUGGCCAAGACUAGGUAACUUGCGAAGCAAGCAGGACGCCAUGAGGCCAUCGAUGGGUUACGGUUACGGAUAUGGUGGCUAUGACCUUCCAUACUCGAACCGAAGAUCCUCGUCCUUGGGCGCUGGAAACCGCAGAAGUUCCGCGAUGCCAGAGACAACUCUGCGGGAACUCUUUGAAGCUUACACCAGGGUGGAGGAGAUUGAUGGCUACAAGUGCGAAAAAUGCAACUCCAGGCUUGGCUGUGAACGGAGCAGCCACAUCAAAAACCCGCCCAACAUCUUGGUGGUUUACAUCUCCCGACAGAAGGAGGAAAGGCCCCGGGGUGACCUGACGUAUCGUCUCUACGGAGUGGUUGUGCACAAAGAUGUCAACAACUCCACCUUUUUUGGGCACUACAUCGCCUAUGUGAAAACUGAUGGACGGUGGCGCAUGAUGGAUGAUGCCUCGGUCUCACCCUGCUCCUGGGCCACGGUGCAGGACCAACAAGCCGAUCUCUUGUUCUAUGCUGCCAACGAGGUGGAUCCACCUCCCCUGCACUUCGAGCCGAAGAGGCCAGACGUAGUCAAUGGAGAAAACACCGGAGAAAACAACGGAUCCGACGUCACGUUCAAGGCGGGCGCUCAACGUCCUGGAACCGCGCCCGCGGUAAAUGGAACCAGUUCUUAUUCGACAUUGAGGUCGGCUGAGCCUGCCACGGAAGCCGAAGCUGCUCCAGCGGAAGCUGCGAGGGUGAAUGAGAUCAGUUCUUCUUCGACAUUGAGGUCAGCGGAAGCUUCGGCUUCGCCUGCGAGGGCGAAAACAACGCUUUCGACGCUUUCGACGCUUUCGCCCGAGCCGAAUCUCGGGGCGGCGCCGACGCCUUCGAGGCCGGAGGAGCCUGAAGAGACCGCAGAGGACGGCUGGGUGGUGGUCACCAAGGCAGCCGAUGCGGACUGUGGAGGUGGUUUCUUCGAUUGGGACGAGCUGGAUCAUCUGGAAGCCCAAGAACCAAACUAA
This is a messenger RNA of Cladocopium goreaui, 2028 nucleotides long. NCBI's taxonomy places the organism in Eukaryota, Dinophyceae, Suessiales, Symbiodiniaceae. The record is from the annotation of a GenBank genome assembly.